Molecule: messenger RNA, 4239 nt
Organism: Anguilla rostrata (American eel)
Lineage: Eukaryota; Metazoa; Chordata; Actinopteri; Anguilliformes; Anguillidae
Gene: haspin
Product: histone H3 associated protein kinase
Exons: 17
Coding region: 234-4043 (1269 amino acids)
Biological process (GO): protein phosphorylation; intracellular signal transduction; mitotic cell cycle
Cellular component (GO): nucleus; cytoplasm
Molecular function (GO): histone H3T3 kinase activity; ATP binding
Source: RefSeq, a predicted model, not a curated record
AAUUUGAACAGAGGGCGCGUACGCACUCUGACGUCCUGUUUCUGUAACGUUUGCAAAUUCAGAAGAAAGCACCCGGCCACAAUCUUUAUUCGCAAACAAAAUUAGUUCAAAUGUCAUUAUUAAAAAUGGAUGCUUAAUUCGCAUUAAACAAGAACGCAGUAGGUUACGUACGGACUCCUUCGGGUAAAGUAACGUAAUCCACCCGUGAAUUUAGGUACCUAAAUGUCGCCGAGAUGAAUAGAUUUGGAAGAAACGAGCCGUUGGUUUUGAAAACCUAUGGCAAGCACUCAAGGAAGGUGGAACGCUGGAUUUCCCCUGACACCAGGAAAACUGCCUUCGCGAGCACCUCUUCGUCUGACCUGUCCAUCGGUGAAUCCAGUGGGCUGCGCUUUAUAAGAAGGAAUAAGAAAGUGAGCACCGCGUCCUCAAGGCCAGUGCGAGCGGCGAAGAAAAAGGCCCUGAACGGUUUGCGCGAGAGUGACAGUGAUGCGGAGAACUUUCUCGACCCCACUCCCGAGCAGAAACUCGGCGCCAGUCGGAAAAGGAGGGGAACCCUGAGUGUCAAAGCCUUGCCGAAGUGGAAGAGACGGGUUUCGGAGAGUACCAGCGAGAGCGAGGAGGAGAAGACCUCCAAAAGCCGAGCGACCAGCUGUGGCUCGGGGGCGAUGGGUUCAGGCCUGAAGGCAGGUAAUUCUGCGGCGCUGCCGUCCUACCUGAGCCGGUUCGUCACACAUCGCAGGAGGGGGGCGCCCGAAAAGCCGAGGGUGACUCAGCCGAGUCGGACGGCGCAGAAACCUCGCGUUUCCGUUGGCGACGGGAGCUGGAAUUCGUCGGAGGAUUUCCUGAAGAGCCUGACCCUCGCUCAGCGGAGCAGGAAGGUGCGGCCGGUGCCGAGGCGGGCCUUGCCUUCCGCCAACUCCAGCGCGGAGCUGGUCUCCCCCGCGCCGGGCCUCUGCGGGGCCCGGGUCGUCCUGAAAGCGGUGUCGCUCAACGGCUCCGCCGACGACAGACCCCCGGCGAGCGGCUACAAGAAGCCCCUGCUGUCCAGCACCCCGUCCGUCUCCGCCCGGCCCGGCUACCGGCACCUGGAACCUUCCGUCAGCGAGAUCUCCUGCAGCAUGGACGACGCGGAGGAGGCCUUCCGGCCCGGCGAGGACGCCACGGGGAGCCUCGCGUCUCCAGGGCAACAGGAGCUCAGAGUCCUGCUGGAGAGCAGUGAGGAAAACGAGGGAGGAAGGGUUGGGCUUCCCGUUUCUAACGGUAACGCCGGCGUCCCCCAGCACAGCGCGGAGCUGUUCUCGCGCGUCGGCUGCGAGGCGGGGGUGAGGGACGGGCCCGGGACGGUGCGGGACCUCCCGUCUUCGGAGAACCUCUCCGUGCAGUUCCUGUCGGCCGAGACCCAUUUGGGUUCGCUGGCGGCGUCCCUCAAGGGGAGGGGCACGCCCGUGGUGGUUUUGGAAAGGGCGGACCUGUCGGAUUACCUGAGCGGCGGGAGGGGUGAGCGGGAGGAGGAGGACGAGGACGCGUACUCGUCCUGCCUGGAUUCGGAGUCGGCGCUGAGGGGCAGCGGGUCCGAGGACAAGCUGGGCUCCAGCGCCGAGGUGCCGGGAGGGAGCGGGAGCGCGGGGGCCGGCCACGGCGACGGGGGCCUGGGUGAGGACGCGGGGCGGGGUGCGGAGGACGAGGAGCGGCGUGGUGCUGGGCUGAGGUCGGGAGAAUGGGAGGAAAGCGCUUCCGUCGUGUGGAUCCCGCCGAGCCCUCUUGGCGAGAGCGGCGGCGGACGUCUGGGAGACGCGGAGCGCGGCGCCUUUGGGGCGGCCCACGGUUCGAGUCCCGCCCCGAACGCGGGUGACGGCGUCCCGGUGGCCGAGCAGAGCAGAGACCUGUUCCUGGACCGGUCUGAGGUCGAGCCUGAGGACGGGAGUGGGGAAGCUCCUCCCGCUGCGGCGUCCCGUAAAAAGGCGUCUCUGUCGCCCGAGGAGGAGGAGGAUGCUGGGAAUUCCCGUCCUCUAGCGGCCGUGUCCGUCAGGGCCAGUUUGGAAAAGCGGUGCCGUUUGGUCCAGCCCACAGUUCUACUCAGACCCCUCGAUCUGUCCCAGUGGAUUGUGGGCCACGGAACCCUGCCGGCGCGGGGCUCCUUCUCGGCCAGAGAGCGUGAGGCCCGGAGCUCCGGGAGCGGUCCGCAGAGUUCCCCAGUGAGCAGUGACCCCCAGGGGCGGCCCCAAAGCUCGCCGGAGCGACCCGGCCGAGCGAACCCGGGGCGGGACGGCGGGAGGCCCAGCGUGGGACCCAGGAGGCGGCUGUCGUCCACGUCCGCGUUCGCGUCCGGCGCGGCCAAGUCGGCGAGCGUUUCGGCCAGCUUCGCCCUGUCCCCCGGGCAGAAGAGGGGUCCCGGCAGAGCCAGGAACCAGGGCGCGCCCCCCCCCAGAGACAAGCCGGGGACGGGGCGGAAGGCGUGCGUCAGCGGGCUCAGCGUCAGCAGGUGGGCCAAGAACGACCUGCACCGGCAGAGGCCGAAAAAGGGCCCCGCCCAGUCGCACCUGUCCCGCGCCGGAGACUGCUCCCUCUUCGACUUCCAGCUGGGGCCCAACACCAAGAAGCAGCCUGAUGGCGGGAGCAGCCUGUUGAAGGACGCUGGGAGCAGCCUGUUGAAGGACGGCGGGAGCAGCCUGUUCCAGGGCCCCAGCGGCGUGGUUCUGGGGACCCCUCGGCGCGUGGAGCCCCUGAACAUAUCCUCCCUCCUGGCCGACUUCACCCCGGAGGCCCUGACCACACACACCUGGAGCCGGCUGAAGGCCGCCCUGUCCGUGCACAAGAGGAAGAAGGCUUUCUUCACUCCUCAGAAGCUGAGCCUGUCCCAGGCUGAGCUCCAUGGCGACGGCUCGCUGGAUGGGAGCGCCCGUCUGCUCUACUCCCCCCAGUGCACCCCCCUCUCCCGCCACCUGAAGGCCAGCCUCCUGAGGAGCGCCACAGCGACCCCUCUGGGCGCCAGCCUGCUGUCAGAGGACAUCACAGACGCUGAGAAGCUGUACCUGGAGUGCCAGCAGGAGGGGCCUAUCCUGUUUGAGCAGUGCAUCCCGCCCCACAGGAUGAAGCUCUGCAAGAAGGUGGGGGAGGGGACGUUCGGGGAGGUGUUCACCACCACCAACGACUCCAACGAGACCGUGGCUUUGAAGAUUGUGCCCAUCGAGGGCAAGCAGAAGGUGAACGGGGAAGAUCAGAAGAGUUUUGGGGAAAUUCUUCACGAAGUGAUCAUCUCAAAGGAGCUCAGCAGCUUGGAUGCUAAGGAAAUGAACAAAACUAACGGUUUUAUAGGAUUAAACAACCUGCACUGCGUUCGAGGCGCGUAUCCCAAGCUCCUCCUGAGCGCCUGGGACAAAUUCGACAAGCAGAGGAGGUCGGAAAACGACCGUCCCGACUUCUUUGAGGAGGAUCAGCUGUUUCUCAUCCUGGAGUUUGAGUUUGGUGGCAGUGACCUGGAAGCCAUGAAUGGCAAGCUCUCCUCAUUGGUCGUUGCUAAGAGCAUCCUGCACCAGGUGACCGCGGCCCUGGCUGUGGCGGAGCAGGCGCUGUGUUUCGAGCACAGGGAUCUGCACUGGGGGAACAUUUUGGUGAAGACCACCAAGGAGAAGACCGGGACGUACGUCCUGAACGGGACCUCGCACUCCGUGGAGACCAAGGGCGUCCACGUCAACAUCAUCGACUACUCGCUUUCCCGGCUGGAAAUAGAUGGUCUGACCGUUUCCUGCGAUAUCUCUGCUGACGAGGCGCUCUUCAUGGGGAAGGGGGACUACCAGUUUGACAUUUACCGCAAAAUGCGCGAGGAGAACAAAAACAGCUGGAGCGAGUUCAACCCGCACACGAACGUGCUGUGGAUUCACUACCUGGCUGACAAGCUGCUUCAGAUGAGCUUCAGGAGCAAGGCGCAGACCAAGCCCAUGCGGGAGCUGAAGAGGAGCAUAGCGGAGUUCCACAGGAGCGUCCUGGCCUACGGAUCGGCUGCCAGCGUUCUGGAGAGCUGCAGUCUGUUCCAGGAGGCGUAGCUGAUCAACUCUCCCCCCCAGAUGUACUGUACAGUGUAGAAUGUCGAUAGUUUAGAUAGCGCGGAUGUAAAUGACUGUUUGAGAUGUCUGUAAACAAAAAACUUUUGUACAAUAAAUUAUGUCGUUGCGAACGUAACGGAAAAUGCUUUUUUAAGGUGUACUUCCCGUGUAAAUAAAAUGAGGACUUUGACUCUCA